This is a messenger RNA of Cannabis sativa, 933 nucleotides long. RefSeq lists its product as uncharacterized. The record is from RefSeq and is a predicted model, not a curated record. NCBI's taxonomy places the organism in Eukaryota, Viridiplantae, Streptophyta, Magnoliopsida, Rosales, Cannabaceae. Bases 1 to 933 code for a protein of 310 amino acids. The transcript has a single exon. Gene Ontology annotation, molecular function: RNA-DNA hybrid ribonuclease activity; nucleic acid binding.
AUGUGGAUUGAUCUCUGGAAUUCGACCCUUCAUCCUCACCUGAAGCUUCUUCUCUGGAAGAUUUGGUCAGACUUACUGCCUACUAAAGGCCGUCUUGGUUUGGAAGAUAAGUCUUGUGUUUUUUGUGGUUUGGAGGAUGAGUCGGCCUUGCAUUUAUUCUGCUCUUGCAGCGUCACCAGAGCUCUUUGGUUUCAAUGUAAAUGGGGAUUUCGCACGGAUUCCUUCAGUUGGUCAUCUAUAGCAGACUUUGGGAUGUGGUGGGCCAAGUUAUUGGAUGAUGAGGCUCAAUCGUAUAUUGCCUGCUUGUGUGAUAUCGUUUGGCGCAAAAGAAAUAACAUAAUCUUUAAAGGGGACUGUUGCAAUAUGCAGGCUAUGAUCAAGGAAAUCAGAGAGAGAGCAGCGGAGAUGCACUUCUCUAUGGCCUCGACAGAGGUGAUCGAACAUCAAGAGGAUGUGGUAAAUGAACCACUUCCUCAUCAGGAUUUUAUUAAGUAUAGUGUUGAUGCUUCUGGUUUGAAUUCGAAGGCUGGUUUAGGAGUGGUGGAGCUGUCGGGUGAGGCUGUAGGAGAUUGGUGGGCGACUACAGAAAUUUCUGAGGUUUCUGGGGUGCUCGAGGGGGAGUUGCGGGCUAUUCGCUUGGCUCUUGUUCAGGCGAGUUUGAGAAAUGUUACCAAGUUGCUGGUGCAAUCUGAUUCGAAGGCUGCGGUAUUGGCUCUCAGAUGUGGGAGUUUACCUUUGGCCUGGGGCACUUACCCUGUUUAUGAAUCCUGUCUAUCUUUGUGUAAGUGCUUUGAUCAUGUAAUAUUCUCUUUUAUUCCUCGAGAGGAAAAUAGGGUAGCUGAUGCUCUUGCGGGGUGGGCGAGAAGCUCUUCGUCCUGUAUCUCGGGCCUUCUCAGGGAUGUAGCCCCCUUUGUGGCUACAACUCUCAUGUAA